CUAGUACCUGUGUUCUGAUGAGUGGCCAAAUAAAUGACAUUCCGAACUUCAGCUAAGGUACAAUAAGCUUUCUCUGUGGCAUGGCACCUGGGUUGUGUCUACAAGCGAAGCUCAGCAGACAGCACACUCCUCGAGACGCUGGUUUGGUUUGACGAUCCAACCUAGAACAGACUAUGUCACAGCGUCACAAUGACUUUGCACAGUAACAGUUCAGCCUCGCCUUUGUUUCCCAACUCUUCCUGGAUACUCAGCCCCCCCGACGCAGGGCUGCCAGCGGGGACGGUGCCCCCCCUGGGCAGCUACAACGCGUCUCGGGCACCCGAGGACCUCUCCUCUCCCAACGGCACCGCGGCGGACCCUCUGGGAGGCCACACCGUCUGGCAAGUCGUCUUCAUCGCCUUGCUCACCGGCUUCCUGGCCCUGGUCACCAUUAUCGGCAACAUCCUGGUUAUCGUGGCGUUUAAGGUCAACAAACAGCUGAAGACCGUCAACAACUACUUCCUCCUCAGCCUGGCCUGCGCCGACCUGAUCAUCGGGGUCAUUUCCAUGAACCUGUUCACCACCUACAUCAUCAUGAACCGCUGGGCCCUGGGCAACCUGGCCUGCGACCUGUGGCUGUCCAUCGACUACGUCGCCAGCAACGCCUCCGUCAUGAACCUCCUGGUCAUCAGCUUUGACCGCUACUUCUCCAUCACCAGGCCCCUCACCUACCGAGCCAAACGGACAACCAAACGAGCCGGGGUGAUGAUCGGGCUGGCCUGGGUGGUCUCCUUCGUCCUGUGGGCCCCCGCCAUCUUGUUCUGGCAGUACUUGGUGGGGAAGAGAACGGUGCCCCCCGGGGAGUGUUUCAUCCAGUUCCUCAGCGAGCCGACCAUCACCUUCGGGACCGCGAUCGCCGCCUUUUAUAUGCCGGUCACCAUCAUGACGAUCUUAUACUGGAGGAUCUACAAGGAGACCGAGAAGCGCACCAAGGAGCUGGCCGGGCUGCAGGCCUCGGGGACGGAGGCGGAGGCCGAGAGCUUCGUCCACCCCGCGGGCAGCUCCCGGAGCUGCAGCAGCUACGACCUGCAGCAGCAGAGCCUGCGGCGCGCGGGCGGGAGGAGGAAGCACGGCCGCUGCCGCCUCUGGUUCGCCGGCAGGAGCUGGAAGCCCAGCGCCGAGCAGAUGGAGCAGGACCACAGCAGCAGCGACAGCUGGAACAACAACGACGCGGCCGCCUCCCUGGAGAACUCGGCCUCCUCCGACGAGGAGGACCUCGGCUCCGAGACCAGGGCCAUCUACUCCAUCGUGCUCAAGCUCCCCGGGCACAGCGCCGUCCUCAACUCCGCCAAGCUCCCCUCCUCCGACGGCCUGCGGGUCCCCGACGAGGAGCCGGGGGCGGGCGACCUGGGGAGGCGCGCCAGCGAGCUCCAGGCCCAGACGGGCCCGGGCGACGGCGGCGGCUUCCCCGAGGGCUUCGCCAAGCUGCCCGUCCAGCUCGAGUCCGCCGUGGGCGCGGACAAGGCCUCCGAGGCCAACUCCUCGGUGGGCAGAGCCCCGGCCCCGCUCCCUCUGUCCCUCAAGGAGGCCACGCUGGCCAAGAGAUUCGCGCUCAAGACCCGGAGUCAGAUCACCAAGAGGAAGAGGAUGUCGCUCAUCAAGGAGAAGAAGGCGGCCCAGACCCUGAGCGCCAUCCUGCUGGCCUUCAUCGUCACCUGGACGCCCUACAACAUCAUGGUCCUGGUGAACACCUUCUGCGACAGCUGCAUCCCCAAGACCUAUUGGAAUCUGGGCUACUGGCUGUGCUACAUCAACAGCACGGUGAACCCCGUGUGCUACGCCCUGUGCAACAAGACCUUCCGGACCACCUUCAAGAUGCUCCUGCUGUGCCGGUGCGACCAGAGGAAGCGGCGCAAGCAGCAGUACCAGCAGAGACAGUCCGUGCUCCUCCACCGGCGCGCGCCCCAGCAGGCCUUGUAGGGCGGGACCGCGGCCC
This is a messenger RNA of Perognathus longimembris pacificus (Pacific pocket mouse), 1975 nucleotides long. RefSeq names its product cholinergic receptor muscarinic 3 (gene Chrm3). The record is from RefSeq and is a predicted model, not a curated record. Gene Ontology annotation, cellular component: plasma membrane; synapse; dendrite. Gene Ontology annotation, molecular function: G protein-coupled acetylcholine receptor activity; G protein-coupled serotonin receptor activity. Gene Ontology annotation, biological process: regulation of vascular associated smooth muscle contraction; saliva secretion; positive regulation of smooth muscle contraction. Lineage: Eukaryota; Metazoa; Chordata; Mammalia; Rodentia; Heteromyidae.